This is a messenger RNA of Trichomonas vaginalis G3, 724 nucleotides long. RefSeq lists its product as uncharacterized. The annotation marks the transcript as partial. The record is from RefSeq and is a predicted model, not a curated record. The transcript has a single exon. Lineage: Eukaryota; Parabasalia; Trichomonadida; Trichomonadidae.
AUGUACAGAAUAGACGUUUCAGAUUUUUAUGACUUCCAAGCCUUCAGAAAUAUGUGUCCAUUUAGAGACUAUAACAAAGCAGUCGAGAAUUUGAAACGUUUAGUCAUUUAUGUCGACUCUGCCCCAGAAUGUUAUGUCAUGAAAGAAUGGGAUGUUGUCUUUAACAAACCAAGAGCGACAAUAGUUUCAGAACAAGAAUGUAAACAGAAACUUAAGAAAAUAAAAGUCGUACAAGUUGGUAUGAAGAUGUUAGAUGCUUGGGAUAUCUUAUUGUCAAAGUUAGAAGAUUUUUCAGUUCGUGGUAUAAAGUUCUAUACACCAUCUCCAAACUUCUAUUCUAUCUUCACUGGAUAUAAAUACGAACAAGUAGAAUGGAAAGAAAAUGUUAUAGAAGCUUGGUUAGACCAUGUCAAAGAAAUUAUAUGCAAUGGAAACGAAAGAGUCUAUGAGUAUAUCUUAUGUUGGUUUGCAAACAUCUUACAACAUCCAAGUGCUAAAAAUGAAACUGCUCUCAUUGUAAUUGGAAAACAAGGAACAGGUAAGAACACUUUCUUUACAGAUAUCUUAUGCAAACUGUUAGAGGGCUAUUCGAACCCUAAUAUGACAAACUUAGAAAACAUCUGCGGUAAAUUUAACUCUUCAAUAGAGAAUAUGAAACUUAUAGUAUGUAACGAACUUCAAAGUAUAGAUACAACAAAAGUUUUGAACUCAGAUGCUUUGAAGA